Messenger RNA from Rotaria sp. Silwood1, 852 nucleotides. Lineage: Eukaryota; Metazoa; Rotifera; Eurotatoria; Philodinida; Philodinidae. The record is from the annotation of a GenBank genome assembly.
AUGACCGAAUGCGAAGGUAAUCGAGAAUUAAUCCCAAAAGAAAGCAUAAGUAAUACAUUAAAUUGGAAAUUUGCUAAUCAAACAUCAAUUUGUAGACAAAAUGGCACACAAAAAGCUUAUAUUAAUCAAUGUGGUAUUAGUCGUAUUGGUUCAAAUUAUUUAAAAGUUCCAUUAAAAUCGUUACAAUAUGAUGAAAAGGCUUGUAUCUAUUGUCAAGUAGAUUAUAAACCUAUUGUAGCAUUGAUUAGAGUAACUCAGUCAGAUUUGCACGGAUUUAUUACAUAUAAUUUUAACAUAACGGCUACCGGAUUAGGAUAUAAUGAAUCAUUCGAAAUUCUCUGGGCUAAACGCGCUCAUGGUGAAAUUCGAUAUUCAUUUAACUACUGGUUCUCACAAAAAUGUAUUGAUUCUAGAGUAGAUAUUAUUUUAAAUACUGGUCAUAUGAUACUAUUUACUGUAAAUGAUCUAGCUAUUAAUCGAGCUGAAUUUAUUAUUCGUCGUUGCAAUGGUACUUGUCGAAAUUAUGACAGCUGUUCUCAAGAAGAACUUAAUAAAGACAUUGCUUCAAAUCAUUUAAAAAUUCCUGAUUCAAUUGAAAAAAUAAGUUGUGAUAAUGAUUGUUUAAAUGAUGCUUCAAUAACAACAAUAGCUGUCUCACAAAUACUUUCUUCGUCAACAACUGAAACAUCAUUAAGUGUAGAACAAACAGUCGUAGUUAUAAUUUUAGUAGCUACAAGUGGAUUAUUAUUACUAAUGGUAUUAAUUAUAUGCAUACUUUAUAUAUGGCAUAAAAUGAAAAGAAGAAAACAUGUUUAUUCAGCAACAAGUAAUGUUGAUCCAGAUGAAUAUUAA